Molecule: messenger RNA, 2862 nt
Organism: Drechmeria coniospora
Lineage: Eukaryota; Fungi; Ascomycota; Sordariomycetes; Hypocreales; Ophiocordycipitaceae
Product: cobalamin-independent methionine synthase
Exons: 5
Coding region: 1-2862 (953 amino acids)
Molecular function (GO): zinc ion binding; 5-methyltetrahydropteroyltriglutamate-homocysteine S-methyltransferase activity
Source: RefSeq, a predicted model, not a curated record
AUGACCGACGCAUCUGCCGCCGCGGCCUUGCUCCCUUCAGCGGCGGCCGGUGACGCCAAGAUGGCGCCAUGGGAGGCAGGUUCUGCCGUCGACGGCGUCGAGGGAGGAGAGGCGAGUGCUGCCAGGAGGGGAGCGAAACAGGAGGCGGAAGUCACCGCAUUAUCGCUCAAGAUGCCACCACUGAUUGGACUGCCCCCCAUGCAGACGGUCGUCUCCCACCCACCCGCCGAGCCUGGCUGGCCAACCGAACCGAGCACCGGCCUGCCUGCCCCUCAGCUCGCUUCUCCCUCCUGCAUCAGCCGCGACGACCCCGCCCCCGCCUUCAUAUUCCCUCCGUCGUCCUGCCACAUUCCUCCUCGUCCUCUCUCUCUUCUCUCCUCUCCUCAUACCACCUCCUCCCCCCGUCUUCCCUCGUCCCAUCUUCCCUCGCCCGUCGUCCCUCGCCCGUCUUCCCUCGCCCUACGUUCACGACAAGAGAACGGCUCGUUCUUCGAUAGACAUCCUCCGAUCCUCUCGAGCAGCAGCGUCCCCGAGAGUCCACAGACCAGACUACCCGCCAAGAUGGUCCAGUCCGCCGUGCUCGGUUUCCCCCGCAUGGGAGUCAACCGUGACCUGAAAAAGGCCACGGAGGCUUACUGGGGUGGCAAGAUGUCGCAGGCUGACCUGCUCACCGAGGCGAAGCGUCUCCGCCUUGCCCACUGGAAGAUUCAGAAAGACGCCGGCGUCGACGUCAUCCCCAGCAACGACUUUGCCCUCUACGACCAGGUCCUCUGCCACAUCCAGGACUUUGGAGCCGUUCCUGAGCGGUAUACCAAGGAUGGCCUGAACCCCAUCGACGAGUACUUCGCCAUGGGUCGUGGCCACCAAAAGGGCGGCGUCGACGUGCCCAGCUUGGAGAUGGUCAAGUGGUUCGACUCCAACUACCACUACGUCAAGCCCACCUUCCAGGACAACCAGACCUUCAAGCUCGUCGGCAGCCCCAAGGCCGUCGUCGAGUUCAACGAGGCCAAGAGCGCCGGCAUCCACACGCGUCCCGUCCUCGUCGGCCCCGUGAGCUUCCUCCACCUCGGCAAGGCCGAUCGCGGCCAAAAGGUCGACCCCAUCGACCUGCUCGACAAGCUCCUGCCCGUCUACGAGCAGCUCCUCGUCAAGCUCAAGGAGGCCGGCGCCGACACCGUCCAGGUCGACGAGCCCGUCCUCGUCUUCGACCUGCCCGCAAAGACAAAGGCCGCCUUCAAGCCGGCCUACGAGCGGCUCGCCGCCCUCGGCGACAAGAUCCCCAAGAUCGUCUUCGCCACCUACUUUGGCGACAUCGUCCACAACAUGGACCUCGUCCCCAAGAACCUGCACGGCCUCCACGUCGACCUCGUCCGCAACCCCGAGCAGCUCGCCACCGUCCUCGGCGCCCUCGGCCCCAAGACGAUCCUCUCGGCCGGCGUCGUCGACGGCCGCAACAUCUGGAAGACCAACCUCAAGCGCGCCAUCGAGACGGUCGAGUCGGCCGUCCAGAAGCUCGGCAAGGACCGCGUCAUGGUCGCCACCUCGAGCUCCCUCCUCCACACGCCCCACACCCUCGCGAGCGAGAAGAAGCUCGACGCCGAGGUGGCCGACUGGUUCUCCUUUGCCUGCGAAAAGGCCGUCGAGGUGGCCGUCAUCGCCAAGGCCGUCACCGACGGCCCCGCCGCCGUCCGCGACCAGCUCGAGGCCAACGCCAAGUCGAUGCAGGCGCGCGCCACGUCGACGCGCACCAACAACCCCAAGGUCAAGGAGCGCCAGGCCAAGGUGACGGAGCAGGACCACAAGCGAAAGUCGGAGUUCACCACGCGCAUCGGCGCCCAGCAGAAGAAGCUCAAUCUCCCCCUCUUCCCCACGACGACCAUCGGCUCCUUCCCCCAGACGUCGGAGAUUCGCAUCCAGCGAAACAAGCUCACCAAGGGCGAGAUCGCCACGGCCGACUACGACAAGUUCAUCGAGAAGGAGAUCCAGGACAACGUCAAGAUGCAGGAGGAGCUCGGCCUCGACGUCUUCGUCCACGGCGAGCCCGAGCGCAACGACAUGGUGCAGUACUUUGGCGAGCGCCUCGACGGCUACGCCUUCACCACGCACGCUUGGGUCCAGAGCUACGGCUCCCGCUGCGUCCGCCCCCCCAUCAUCGUCGGCGACAUCAGCCGCCCCGCGCCCAUGACGGUCAAGGAGUCCAAGUACGCCGUGUCGGUGUCGAGCAAGCCCAUGAAGGGCAUGCUGACGGGCCCCGUCACCUGCCUCCGCUGGUCCUUCCCCCGCGACGACGUCCACCAGUCGGUCCAGGCCCAGCAGCUCGCCCUCGCCCUGCGCGACGAGGUCGUCGACCUCGAAAAGGCCGGCAUCGACGUCAUCCAGGUCGACGAGCCGGCCCUCCGCGAGGGCCUGCCCCUGCGCUCGGGCAAGGAGCGCGACGCCUACCUCGACUGGGCCGUCAAGGCCUUCCGCCUCUCGACCUCGGGCGUCGAGGACGCCACCCAGAUCCACUCCCACUUCUGCUACUCCGAGUUCCAGGACUUCUUCCACGCCAUCGCCGCCCUCGACGCCGACGUGCUGUCCAUCGAGAACAGCAAGUCGGACGCCAAGCUCCUCCGCGUCUUCGUCGACUCGGCCUACCCCCGCCACAUCGGCCCCGGCGUCUACGACAUCCACUCGCCCCGCGUGCCGAGCGAGCAGGAGAUCAAGGACCGCAUCGAGGAGAUGCUCCAGUACCUCAAGCCCGAGCAGCUCUGGAUCGACCCCGACUGCGGCCUGAAGACGCGCCAGUGGAAGGAGACCAAGGAGGCCCUGACCAACAUGGUCAACGCGGCCAAGUUCUACCGCGCCAAGUACGCCAAGUGA